Molecule: messenger RNA, 1801 nt
Organism: Protopterus annectens (West African lungfish)
Lineage: Eukaryota; Metazoa; Chordata; Ceratodontiformes; Protopteridae
Gene: FSCN2
Product: fascin actin-bundling protein 2, retinal
Exons: 3
Coding region: 674-1801 (375 amino acids)
Biological process (GO): cell migration; actin filament bundle assembly; establishment or maintenance of cell polarity
Cellular component (GO): actin cytoskeleton; cytoplasm
Molecular function (GO): protein-macromolecule adaptor activity; actin filament binding
Source: RefSeq, a predicted model, not a curated record
UUUCUAUCUGAAACUUUGCUACAGGAACAUGAUUAGAAAGUACAUUCCAGAGUGGCUCGACUCCUAAAAGGAUUGGAAGAAUUAAUCUCUGGCAGUUAAGGGGAACAAAAGAAUCAGUAGAAAUGCUUGUGUCUUGAAAGCUUAUUUACUGGAUUUCAACAUUUGAAAAACAGCCUCAUAAAGAACUAUUGUAUGUGAGCUGAAAAAAAACAGCAGCUUAGACAUCACUACCUAGUUUGUCACAAAGGAUUGUAAUGUUUUUGAAAUUCCAAAUAAUGUGUACUCCAGCAUUUUACCAGCUAGGCUUUGUGCAGCAAUAAAGGAGAGCUGUCACUCCACUGUGUCAAUAAAACUUGCAGAGGACCAUCAUAUAUGCUUAAAAACAUGUAAAUAAGUUCCUACUGCACAUGAAGUGGUUACAUCAAGGAACCCUGCUGAGCAUCAGGCUGGAUUUGGAAGUAAAGUGACAGAGUGGGUCUAUACAGAAGCUGUGUGACAUCACUGGAAGCAAGGCUGAGACACACAGAGCCUUUAGAGUUUAAUCCAGAGCUCACUGUUGCAUGACAAGGCGCCUCCAUCUGUGUACAGUCUCUGACCUGUCCAGAACUCUACAUGAUACUGAGGUUUUCAGAGGUCAUUGCUUGGAACUGACAUAAACAGAGCAAAGAACAAGAUGCCAACUAAUGGAAUACACCAAGCCUUAAAAAUUCAGUUUGGCUUAAUUAACUCUGAAAACAGAUACCUGACAGCAGAGGCAUUCGGCUUUAAGGUGAAUGCCUCUGCUCCAAGUCUGAAAAGGAAGCAGAUAUGGACACUGCAGCAGAAUGAAGAGGAGAGUUCUGUUGUUUUCUUUAAAAGUCACUUGGGCAGGUAUCUAUCUGCUGACAAGGAUGGUAACGUGUCAUGUGAAGCAGAGGAGUUGCAUGGAGAUUGCAGGUUUAUGAUCAUACCUCAGUCUGAUGGCAGGUGGGCCAUUCAGUCAGAACCACACAAACGGUUCUUUGGAGGGACAGAUGAUAAGCUCUCCUGUUUUUCCCAGCUGAUCACAGAAUCUGAGCUCUGGGCCAUACAUCUGGCCAUCCAUCCUCAGGCCAACCUCUUAAGUGUCAGCAGACGGAGAUAUGCACACCUUAGCAUACAGGAGGAUGAGAUCACCACUGACAGCAAUAUUCCCUGGGGUGUUGAUGCACUGAUCACUCUGAUUUUUCAUGAAAAGAAGUACUGCUUGAAGACAUGUGACAACAGAUACUUGAAGAAUGAUGGCAGACUGGUGAAGGACCCAGAGGAAGGAACAAGAUAUACUCUGGAAUUUAGAGCUGGGAAGCUGGCUUUCAAAGAUUGCCAUGGGAAAUAUCUAACUCCUGUGGGACCCACAGGCACUCUGCGAUCUGGAAGAAGUACAAAGCCAGGGAAGGAUGAGCUGUUUGACCUAGAAGAAAGUCAUCCUCAAGUUGUCCUUCAAGCUUCCAAUGGCAGAUUUGUGUCCAUCAGGCAAGGAGUAAACAUCUCAGCAAACCAAGAUGAUGAAACCGACUUUGAAACUUUUCAGAUGGAAAUUGAUAAAGAAUCUAAACAAUGCACCUUGUAUUCGCAUGUUGGCAACUACUGGACACUGGUGUCCCAUGGGGGCAUUCAGUCCACUGCAACUGAAAUUGCUGCCAACAACAUGUUUGAUAUUGAGUGGCGUGGAAGACGGAUUGCCAUUCGAGCAAGUAAUGGCAAGUAUAUCUGUACAAAAAAAAAUGGCCAGCUUGCAGCGGUCAGUGACUCCAUUGGUAAGCAAUAUCAAAAUCAAAGCUAA